AUGAUCCGUGGUCGCUACAUCCAUCGUCUCAUUGGCCAGUCACCACUUCACAUCGUCCGCUACACGCUGUCCAUUGAGCAGCAAUUCGCAAGGCUUCAGUCUACACUCACCUCUUCUGCCAAGAUGCCUCGCCAACUCAAAUCCGAGCAGCUGCUGACACCCGUGCCGUCGGACAUUACCAUUAGUGAUGCUAUGACCCCAUUGCUUAUCACCGAAAUUGCCCAGACCGCUGGAAUUCUCCCGGAGGAGGUGAUACCGUACGGAUCGACCAAGGCCAAGAUCUCGUUGAGCAUGCGAGAUCGGCUCAAGGACCAACCAAAUGGCAAUUACGUUGUGGUCACGGGUAUCACCCCCACCCCAUUAGGUGAGGGCAAGAGUACAACCACUAUUGGAUUGUGCCAAGCAUUGGGCGCCCACCUCGACAAAAAAGCGUUUGCUUGCAUCCGUCAGCCAUCGCAGGGUCCAACGUUCGGUGUCAAAGGUGGUGCUGCAGGUGGAGGCUAUGCUCAGGUCAUCCCUAUGGACGAGUUCAAUCUUCACUUGACAGGAGACAUCCACGCUAUCACUGCUGCAAACAAUCUAUUGGCUGCAGCUAUUGAUACUCGCAUGUUUCACGAGAAUGCACAGUCUGACAAGGCUUUGUUUCGUCGUUUGUGUCCGACGGCCAAGGAUGGACUCCGCAAGUUCUCGCCUGUCAUGCUGAAGCGUCUGCAAAAACUAGGAAUCACCAAGCUGUCGCCUGAUGACCUCACGGACGAAGAGAUCCGCAAGUUUGCGCGUCUUGACAUUGACCCAGACACGAUUACGUGGCAGCGCGUACUGGACACAUGUGAUCGUUCCCUGCGCCAGGUAGUCGUGGGCGCUGGGCCUGCCGAGAAGGGUCAAACCCGUAAGACUGGCUUUGACAUUACGGUAGCUAGCGAGAUUAUGGCUAUUUUGGCCCUCACGACAAGCUUGCAGGACAUGCGUGAACGCCUGGGACGUAUUGUAAUUGGUAUGAGUCGCGGUGGCGAGCCUGUGACGGCUGACGACCUGGGUGUUGGUGGUGCGCUAGCAGUGCUCAUGAAGGAUGCUAUCCUGCCCACGCUCAUGCAAACAGUAGAAGGGACUCCCGUAUUUGUGCACGCAGGACCGUUUGCCAACAUCGCUCACGGCAAUUCGUCUAUCAUCGCUGACCAAAUUGCACUGAAGCUUGCCGGCGAGGAUGGAUUUGUGGUCACUGAAUGCGGAUUUGGUGCUGACAUUGGCAUGGAAAAGUUUUUCAACAUCAAGUGUCGUACUAGCGGGCUAACACCACAAUGUGUGGUGCUUGUUUCCACGAUCCGUGCGCUCAAGAUGCACGGUGGAGGGCCCAACGUGGUUGCUGGCAAACAGCUCGACCCCGUGUACGUUGAUGAAAACCUAGAGAUGCUGGAGCGUGGUUGCGUCAAUAUGCAGCACCACAUUCGCAACGCGUUGAAGUUUGGUGUGGCGGUAGUUGUGGCUGUGAACGUGUUCGUCACAGAUUCGCCUCGUGAGAUAGAGCUUGUCAAGCACAAGGCACUGGAGGCUGGUGCCACGGCUGCAGUGGAGAGUAACCACUGGUCUGAAGGAGGUAAGGGAGCGAAGAAUUUGGGCCGCGCGGUCAUUACUUCCUGCAAGAAGAUGCGUACACAGGGCAGUCAGUUCAAGUUCCUCUACCCGUUGGAAUUUACCAUUGCUGAGAAGUUUGAAGUCAUUUGCAAGGAGAUUUACGGUGCUGACAGUGUGGAGUUUAGCGAGGAAGCCAAGAUGAAACUAGCGGUCUACUCGGAGCGGGGAUACGGCAACCUGCCAGUAUGCUGCGCUAAGACGCACCUGAGUUUAAGCACCGAUCCGACUGCAAAGGGUGUGCCCAAGGGCUUUUCAGUCACGGUGCGUGAUAUUCGUGCCUCGGUAGGUGCUGGCUUUGUCUACCUGCUGUGCGGGGACAUGACAACGGUGCCUGUCAUUGGUCUCUUCUGA
Molecule: messenger RNA, 1983 nt
Organism: Peronospora farinosa
Lineage: Eukaryota; Oomycota; Peronosporomycetes; Peronosporales; Peronosporaceae
Source: the annotation of a GenBank genome assembly